This is a messenger RNA of Suillus subalutaceus, 1211 nucleotides long. Its product is annotated as arginase family-domain-containing protein. Gene Ontology annotation, molecular function: metal ion binding; agmatinase activity. Bases 37 to 1164 code for a protein of 375 amino acids. NCBI's taxonomy places the organism in Eukaryota, Fungi, Basidiomycota, Agaricomycetes, Boletales, Suillaceae. The record is from RefSeq and is a predicted model, not a curated record. The transcript has 10 exons.
GUUGAAGUCGAAGAAAAAUCGCAGGUACUAUUGACAAUGAGAUACCUUCCUCUCGCGCUACUUCCCGUUGUUUAUGCGCAGCAACAUGCCUUCGAAACCAAGCAGCAGGAGCCAUGGACAGCAAAGUAUGGCACACAGACAGACCUCAGUUACACAGGACCUCUGAGCUACUCCCACCUACCCUACAUACGUUGCCUGGAUGAUUCGUCGACAACCUUUGACAUCGCUGUUCUCGGGAUGCCAUUCGACACAGCAACUUCUUACAGACCAGGGGCACGUUUUGGACCAUUUGCAAUUAGAUCUGGCUCCAGACGUCAAUCCGCUGCGGACAGCUACGCGUUGGAAUGGAUGAUGAACCCGUACAACCGCGCAGAAGUGAUUGACUGUGGAGACGUCCCUGUCAGCCCCUAUGACAACGCGUUAGCUGUUGAUCAAAUGGAAACUGCGUAUACCACGCUUUUGGCACGACCCGUGAAUGGAAGCGCCAGUGCGCGCACUGCAAAACUUGCGCGUGAUGGAGUGGAGCACCCUCGUAUACUGACAUUAGGCGGAGACCAUACCAUCGUGCUUCCGAUUCUUCGAUCUCUUCAUCAGGUUUAUGGACCUAUAUCUGUCAUUCAUUUCGAUGCACACAUCGACACCUGGCCGAGCUUGGGAGGCAUUACCAAGCAGUCCAAGGUCACGCACGGGACCUUUUUCACAUUGGCAUUUGAGGAGGGACUUAUGUCCAAUACCAGUAUUCAUGCUGGGAUCCGGAACAAACUACAGGGCCCUGAGUUGAUCGAACACGAUGAAGAAGUUGGCUUUGAGCUCAUCAUGGCUGAUGAUAUCGACGACCUUGGAACAGAUGAGAUCGUCAAGCAUAUCCGACAACGCAUCGGCGACUCCCCUGUUUACCUGAGCUUUGACAUCGACACCAUCGACCCUGGUCAGGCACCUGCAACUGGUACACCCGAGCCUGCUGGAUGGACUGGUCGAGAAACCAAGCGAAUCCUUCGAGGUCUUGCUGGAUUGAACUUUGUUGGGGCUGACAUCGUCGAGGUUGCUCCAGCAUACGAUAAUGCCGGCGAUAUCACUGGUAUCCUUGCUGCCGGCCUUGCAAAUGACUUCCUUGCCUUGUUUGUCACCGAUGAGCCGCCUAAACGGCAAGUAAAGCGAAGGUAAACACCCGCCGAUGAGCUUUAGAACCCAGAAGAUGGCUUGCUGUUAGU